AUGUGCUUAUCUGAUUGUAGUCAAAACUUUAACCACGACAAUAUCAAUAUGGAAGAAAUAUUUUGUCAGAAACAGCAGUCCAAUGAGCACACCAGAUCUCAUGAGCGGUGGAUAUCAGAAGCUAAAGUGUUGGAGACAGUCCACCUCAGAGCGCCAGAGAGAACAGUUAAGAUUGGUUUGAAAACCAAGAGGUACGGUGAAAGAAAAACUUGGCGGUGGAGAGCUUCUGUCAGAGAAUCUUUCCACCACAGAGACAUCGCUUUUUUGUUCAUAGUGCUCAUAUACCAUCUCAACGCUCGAGAAGCUAUAUCCUUUUUGCAAGGAAUUUGCGAAUUUUGGCACGCAUACAGGCCAAAGGCUGGAAACAGUAACCUAAGAACUUGCAAAAAAAAAAAGGAAUCUACUUUACUUUGCUUUGCAUGUUCAUGUUACGACUAUUAUGCCACCACUAAAGACGAAUGGAGCAACAUAAUUUCAACGCCCUGCCUUUUGAUGAUAAUUCAUCUUGGAUUGUAUAGAAUUCAAACAUUGGUACAUUGGUACAUUGCUAUCAAGAUUUAUGAUGAUCUUUCUUUAUAUUUGAUAGCUUUUUAA
Messenger RNA from Phycomyces blakesleeanus NRRL 1555(-), 594 nucleotides. RefSeq lists its product as hypothetical. NCBI's taxonomy places the organism in Eukaryota, Fungi, Mucoromycota, Mucoromycetes, Mucorales, Phycomycetaceae. The transcript has 2 exons. The coding region runs from base 1 to 594 and encodes 197 amino acids. The record is from RefSeq and is a predicted model, not a curated record.